GAUUUGUCCUUAUAUAAAUACAAGAUUUCUCUUUUUUCCCCAUUUUCUCACAUUUUUCGUUUGCGAAAGCACAGAGGGAUCUUCAUCGUCGUCGUCAUCAUCAUCAUGUCGCGACAGAGAUCCAAAAGAACCGAACUACCUCCCGCUCAAGAGAAUAUUGAUAAAUUGGAGAAAGUUGUAAACGAGGGCAAUUAUUAUGGAGCUCAACAAAUGUACAAAUCUAUUAGUGCCAGAUAUGUAUCUGCUCAGAGGUACUCUGAAGCGUUAGAUAUCCUACAUUCAGGAGCAUGCAUUCAAUUGGCUCAUGGACAGGUUACAUGUGGAGCAGAGCUUGCUUUAUUGUUUGUGGAGACAUUAGGGAAAGGGAAAAUUCCUUAUGAUGACAAAACACUUGAUCUUCUUGAGAAAAUCUACAAAACGUUUCCUCGGGUUCUACUGCCACAACACCUGUGGGAUGUUGAUGACAUGCAGCAGCUUUCUGAAACCAUUGGAGCUGCAAAGACACGUGUUGAGGGCUGCUCCUCAUUCUUAAAAGCUGCUAUAAGGUGGUCUGCCGAAUUUGGAGCAAAUAGUUCUGGAUCUCCAGAACUGCAUAUUAUGCUAGCUGAAUACAUAUAUUCUGAAAGUCCUGAGGUGGAUAUGACUAGAGUGACAUAUCACUUUGUAAGAGGAAAUAAUCCAAAGAAGUUUGCUUCUACUCUAGUGAAUUUUUUGGGCAGGUGUUAUCCUGGCGAAGGUGAUUUGGCCAUUGCUCGGGCGGUUUUAAGGUAUUUAUCUUCAGGUAAUUUGAGAGAUGCGAACAUACUAAUGGAUGAGAUAAAGAAGCAAGUUGAAUCUGCUGAGGUUGAGAUUCCUCGGACAGACUUGAUGCAGUUCAUCAAUUAUCUUUUGCCAACGAUGGAGAGAGAUGCUUUGCCUCUUUUUAAUAUGUUAAGAGCAAAUUUUAAGUCAAGCAUUGACAGGGAUCCAACGUUCAAUGAGAUGCUAGAUGAUGUUGCGGAAAAGUUCUAUGGAGUACAGCGAAGGAACCCCAUGGGAAUGUUUGGAGAUAUAUUCAAGUUGAUGGGGGCUUAGUAAUGAUUGACAUUCAUUAUUGAGACACCACCAGAUGGAGCAGCAACUUGGAAAUGAUUCAAAUAAUUACAAUACAUUUAUUUAAAGAUGAAGCAAAUUCAUGUCAGGGAACAAAAUCUUUGUGUAAUCUCUUGAUUUUGAUGAAUUUGUUGUCAUUUGUAUAUUCUAGUUUCACAAUUUUGCUAAGUUCACGUUUUAAGUGUUUUUGCCGUUAAAAACUUGACAGUGAAGUUUGAUUGCAUCUUGUUAGAUUUAAUCUUUCAUUAAUAGCCAAUAGAUCCUAUGCUCUGAGACAUGUACCUCCUUUUCUUCCUUUUC
Messenger RNA from Gastrolobium bilobum, 1392 nucleotides. Its product is annotated as protein GET4. Gene Ontology annotation, cellular component: cytosol. The coding region runs from base 106 to 1074 and encodes 322 amino acids. NCBI's taxonomy places the organism in Eukaryota, Viridiplantae, Streptophyta, Magnoliopsida, Fabales, Fabaceae. The record is from RefSeq and is a predicted model, not a curated record. Gene Ontology annotation, molecular function: protein binding. The transcript is spliced from 12 exons. Gene Ontology annotation, biological process: protein insertion into ER membrane.